GCAAGACCCGACCAGAGAAACCCUAGAACGGAUCAAUUAUCAAUGGACAUCCUGAAACAAGAGUUGCUGAAGAAGCGACAGAGCCUAGCCGAAGAGGUGGGUGGCAAGAAGUUCUUCAAGCGCUCUGAGAUCGAACAGAAACGCCUCCAAAGGCUCCGAGAAGAAGAAAAGCGCGAGGCAGAGGCCAAAGCCCUCCGUCAAAAACAACAAAGCCAUCAAAACGGCUCCACCCCUAAUUCUUCCUCAGAUCCUAACUCCAAACCUGAAAUCCUGAAAUCUAAGCCCGAAUCCUCCAAUUUUUCUUCCAAACCCCUCACCGCCGAACAAAAAAUCGACGAACUCAACCUCCCCAAACAAGAAGUCAUCCGUCGCCUCCGAUUUCUCAAACAACCGGUCACAUUAUUCGGCGAAGACGACGAAGCGAGACUCGAUCGGUUGAAAUAUGUGUUAAAAGCGGGAUUGUUUGAAUUGGAUGAUAGUGAUAUGACUGAAGGGCAGACAAACGAUUUCUUACGGGAUAUAGUAGAAUUGAAGAAGAGGCAGAAGACGGGGAUUUUGAGUGAUAGGAAGAGGAAGACGACGGAAGAUGGAGAGGAUAAGGAUGGAGGGGGAGGGGAUGAGGAUUUGAGUGGGGAUGGGGCAUCGUCAGGGGUGGAUCAUGACAAGGAUUUGAAACGUAUGAAGGCGAAUUUUGAGGAUUUGUGUGAUGAGGAUAAGAUUUUAGUGUUUUUUAAGAAGUUGUUGACUGAGUGGAAUCAAGAGCUGGAUGAGAUGACCGAUGCGGAGAAGAGGACGGCCAAAGGGAAGUCCAUGGUUGCGACGUUUAAACAGUGCGCACGGUACUUGAAUCCGCUUUUCAAGUUCUGCAGGAAGAAG
This is a messenger RNA of Ilex paraguariensis (yerba mate), 876 nucleotides long. The record is from the annotation of a GenBank genome assembly. Lineage: Eukaryota; Viridiplantae; Streptophyta; Magnoliopsida; Aquifoliales; Aquifoliaceae.